Ctenopharyngodon idella (grass carp) is the source of this 2568-nucleotide messenger RNA. RefSeq names its product hydroperoxide isomerase ALOXE3-like. The transcript is spliced from 15 exons. The coding region runs from base 152 to 2158 and encodes 668 amino acids. Gene Ontology annotation, biological process: linoleic acid metabolic process; lipid oxidation. The record is from RefSeq and is a predicted model, not a curated record. Gene Ontology annotation, molecular function: protein binding; iron ion binding; oxidoreductase activity, acting on single donors with incorporation of molecular oxygen, incorporation of two atoms of oxygen. Lineage: Eukaryota; Metazoa; Chordata; Actinopteri; Cypriniformes; Xenocyprididae.
UCAAGACCUUUGCUAUGGAGUGUUCAAUUAAAAUGCAUUUCAUUUUUGUGGUAUUUCCAUGACAUAAACUGCUCUCUCUUCACAAUCAGUCUAGUUACAACAAUUCUUACAACAGUAACAUUGUGAAUUCUCUUACAGUUAAAGAACAGCCAUGGUGAUCUACACAGUAACGGUGUACACAGGAAACCGGUUCUUAGCAAGCACCAUUAGCCAUAUCUACAUCCAACUGCAUGGUACUGAGGGUGAGAGUGAGGAGAAGAAUCUAAAUAGCUUUCAAUGGUUUUGGCAAGGAUCGGAGCGAGCAUUUAAGAUACAAUGUAAGGCACCCCUGGGAGAGCUCAUAGAUGUCAAGCUCUCCUCCAAGCCGUUUAUGGGUCUUCUUCACAACCAGUGGUUCUGCGAUAAGAUCUUGGUCAACACGCCAGAAGGUGACAAGAUUUUGUUUCCGUGCUACUGUUGGCUUGACUGUAACGAGAAGCUCGUUUUAAGACCUGCUAAAGCUUCACUUGCGUUCCAGGACACCAACCUAAUAGCCCAAAGACAAAGGGCGAGACAGCGAGAAGAGCAACAAAAGUUAUAUAGGUGGCGCGUGUAUGCUGAGGGCAUGCCCCAAGUUAUCGAUUGCGACACUGCCCUCGCUCUGCCAGCUGAAGUCCGAUUCUCUUUUACAAAACAAAAUGAGUUUCUCUUCAAUUCUGGAAAGCAGUUAAUUGCUCUGAAGAUAAAUGGAUUAGCUGACAGCAGACGUUCAUGGGAAAGCAUCAGCCAACUGAAAGCAAUCCAUUGUGAACACGGAGGGAAAACCAUUGAAUACAUUCAGGAGCACUGGGAUGAAGACGAGUUCUUUGGCUACCAGUUUCUGAAUGGCCUCAAUCCCAUGAUGAUCCAGCGCUGCUCAAAGCUGCCCGAGAAUUUCCUAGUAACAGAAGACAUGGUCAAAGACUCUCUAAGAGAAAGCAGCUUGGAGCAGGAGUUGAAGAAAGGGAACAUCUUCCUGUCUGACUAUAAGAUGUUGGACGGGCUGGUGGGAAAUGAAGUCAAUGGCCGGCAGCAGUAUCUCACGGCUCCCCUGGUCCUGCUGUACUGCAACCCCCAUGGCAUGAUGCUGCCCAUCGCCAUUCAGUUAAGGCAAAAGCCCAGCAAAGAGAAUCCCAUCUUUCUCCCAACGGAUUCAAAGACCGACUGGAAACUGGCCAAGAUUUUCGUACGAAAUGCAGAGUUUGCCGUUCACGAGGUCAACUUUCACCUGCUGAGAACUCACCUGCUGGCAGAGGUGUUUACCGUGGCGACUUUGCGCAGUCUUCCCUCCCCACACCCUCUCUUCAAGCUCCUCUUUCCCCAUAUCCGAUUCACGCUCCAGAUCAACAUCAUGGCCCGGAAUCAGCUGAUAUCCAAGGAUGGGGAUAUUAACACGUAUGCAGGAGUAGGUGGAGAGUCAUUGGUCAAGUUGCUGAAGCGUGCUACUGCCUCCCUGACCUACAGCACCCUCUGUCUUCCCGAUAACAUCUCUGAGAGAGGCCUGGAGAAUGUACCCAACUACUACUACAGAGAUGAUGGGAUGGAACUGUGGAAUAUCAUCAAGAAGUUUGUUGCGGCUUUCUUGUCACACUACUAUCAAUGUGAUGAACACGUGCAAAAGGACACAGAGCUGCAGCAGUGGAUCAGUGAGAUAUUCAACAAUGGCUUCUUGGGAAGAGAUUGCUCAGGAAUACCAUCAUCUUUUCAGACCGUGACAGAGCUUGUCAAGUUUGUCACCAUGGCGAUCUUCACUGCAUCAGCCCAACAUGCAGCUUUAAACAAUGGACAGUUUGACUUUGGCGGCUGGAUGCCUAACUACCCCCCUGCCCUCAGAAAGCCCCCUCCCAAGGAGAAAGGCCAUACCACUGAGCAAAUGAUCCUGGAGACCCUACCUGAUGUGAGCACGACGGUGCAUGGGAUGGCUGUCCUGAAACUGCUGAGCAGGGAUUGUGCAGACCGUUACCCUCUGGGACAUUUCCCAGAAACACUGUUUGAUGAAGACGUCCCCUGCAAGCUCAUGGAAGAUUUUCAAAAGGAUCUGAAGAAGUUGUCAGAACUCAUCGAGGAGCGGAACAAGAAGUUGGAGCUUCCCUACACUUAUCUGAAUCCCAAAAAUGUGGACAACAGUGUAGCCAUUUGAAAGGAUACAGUGGUCCUUCUUAAUACAUUUGUCUUUCUAUUAAUUGCUUUGUCAAUUAAAAUAGAGUCCAAAGCAAAAAUAACUCAGCUAAGUGAGUCAUGGCUAUUGCCUUUCAGGGAAAAUAAGAUAAAUAAUGUGAAAGGCACUGCUUAAUAUGCGUGAUGAAUUGUUUUUUAAAUGUGUGGGUUCUGUGAUAUAUGUUUUUACAACUGUGGUGCCAUCUAGUGUCAUAAAUCAGUACAAUCCUGCAGUAUUAAACUGCAUAAAAAAUACAUAAUUCUUUUUCAAAAUCAAACACAACUAUUCAUGGUUAAACUCUGUCACAUAUUACACAUUAGUGUGAUAAAACUAAAACAGUCCCAUCUUUGUUGCUUUGUGUUACAGUGCAAAAUACAGUAUGAUGCAAUUCA